This is a messenger RNA of Rhinichthys klamathensis goyatoka, 748 nucleotides long. Its product is annotated as calcium homeostasis modulator protein 5-like. The transcript has 2 exons. Gene Ontology annotation, molecular function: monoatomic cation channel activity. The record is from RefSeq and is a predicted model, not a curated record. NCBI's taxonomy places the organism in Eukaryota, Metazoa, Chordata, Actinopteri, Cypriniformes, Leuciscidae. The coding region runs from base 101 to 748 and encodes 215 amino acids.
UCUGUUCAUACUUUAAAGACCUUGUGAACGGACUACGGACAUUUCCACAGACCAUAAGAGAAAGCAGCAGCUAAGUGCAUCAUCAAACGUCCCUAAGAAGAUGCCUGAACAAGUUCUUCUGAAAACCAUGCAUAAAUACCUGUCCAAAACUGCUGUUUUCAGCUGUUUUCCACUGAGCCUUUUGUUACUCGGACUGGAGAAGCUGAUUGAAAUAGAAUUUGUAUGUCCAUGUGGUCAGAGUACACUACUAACAGUCUUCAUCUUCAUUGGGCCUUCUCUUUUUGUCUUUGCUUUAAUGUACCUCCUAUUAAGACCUUUUAAACAUGGAUGCAGUCGUUGUUAUGCAGGAGUAAAUGACGAUACUCAGCAGAACUGUCCUAAAGCUUUUGCAUCUUGUCUGAUUCCACCUGUAAUGUGGGCCAUCAUCUUGUUACUCAAUGGUGAAUAUGUGGCAUGUGUCAUGACAGACUGGAAGGGGGUUUAUGUGUUUGAUAAGGAGCUCAACAGGUCUUGGUGUAAACCCACUGAAGGGAUGAGAAAUGAGAAGGAGCUUCGAGAGUUGACUCGCAAAUAUAUUCAACGAUCUCAGGUUGCAGGUUAUGUCACGAUCUUUGUCUUCAGUGCUUUGACAAUUAUCUUAUUGGGUAUUUAUGACUGCUACAUACGUGGAAAAUGUGAUUCAUCGGAGGGACAAGAUGGAACAGAUGGUCAAGAGGCUCUGUCUCUUAAUUCUGUCAAUAACGAUUAG